CACACAAAGUAAUGUCCCUCCAUGGCUGUGACCUCAUCCAAUGAUGCACAAGUAUGCGGGCGCAUCCUUGUCAUUUCAGUUCAGGGCAUCUCCAAAGGACUACUUCACCUCCAGGGCAACUUGAUGGGCUGAGCCCUCUGAACCAACGCAUCACAAUUGACCCUACCCAAUCCUGCUCUCCCUCCUGAGAGCCACACCCAAUAAAUGCCCUGCCUGCGUCAGUCUCAGUCUACUUCUCAGGAGAUCUGACAUUCUAUGCCCACCACUAACAAACACAACAGCAAAAGCAAGGAGAAAAAUGAUCCAGCAGGGGCCUCAGGCCCAGCUCCUCAGGGUCUUGCAGCUGCUCUUCUGAAGUCUGGUCAGCAGGACAGGAAGACCAAAAUACUAGGGGAUUCCACCUAGAAGAAGCUGAUCCUGCCCCCUUCUCUGGCUACUCCCCUAACUGGCUCCCCUCACACACACUGGGAGCCUUGGUCACGGAAGCAGAAAGUGCUGCUCCUGAGGACAAAGACAUGAGCCCAGCUGGCCAAGCCACCCUGCUGCUGCUCCUGCUGGGGUCUCACCCAGGCUCCUUUACCAGAAAGAAAAAUCUGCAGUCUGUGUGUGGAAGACCUGCAUACUCAGGCCGCAUUGUGGGUGGCCAAGAUGCUGUUGUGGGGCGCUGGCCUUGGCAGGUCAGCCUACGCUUGGGCCACAAGCAUAUCUGUGGAGGCUCCCUCCUCAGUGAGAGAUGGGUACUGACAGCAGCACACUGCAUCAAACAGUCAAUAAUUUUCGCAUAUAGGGUGUGGAUAGGAACGGUUAAAACAGAAUUCUCAACUAGCCUCAUGGAGUACUUCGUGUCCAAAGUCGUCAUCCAUCCAAAACACGAAGGUACAAACGCAGACAUUGCCCUGCUGAGACUGUCCUGCCAAGUCACCUUCACUUCUCUCAUCCUGCCCAUCUGCUUGCCCAAUACCACAAAGCCGCUGAGAAUUCCAGCCUCUUGUUGGGUGACUGGAUGGGGAAAACUUAAAGAUACAGAUGACAAAUUCCCUCCUACCCUCCAGGAGGUGGAAAUCCCUGUCAUUAACCAACAGGACUGCGAACGUCUCUAUAAUCCAAUUGGCAUUUUCUUCCCAAAUCUGGAGCCAGUCAUCAAGAAAGACAUGAUUUGUGCUGGAGAUGUACAAAGACGAAAGGACAGUUGCAAGGGUGACUCUGGAGGGCCCCUGGUAUGUCACAUCGAUGGUGUAUGGAUCCAGAUAGGACUGGGCAGAAAGGAUGAUCUCCAUGACGUAAGUAGCUGCUGGAGAGGCAGGCAAGGCAAAACAUCUGGGACGGCAAAAGGGAAGGUCUACUGGUACCCACAGGUUGCAUCAUGGGCCUCUUACCUGCCUGUAAUUCUCACCUCCUCUACUAUCUGAUGCUUCCCUUCUAAUGCUACACCACAGGGUAAAAUGCAUUUAUGUAGUUCAGUUCUGUAUUUUCCCCAAAUUUGUAGGCUUUAAAAUACCAAUAGGAAGCUGGACGUGGGGGCACACACACCUGUAAUCCUAGCACGCAGGAGUCUGAGGCAGGAGGAUCACUGUAAAGAACCAUUCGGUUAUAUAGGGAUAGUAUGAGCAAUAAUACAAUUGGCUUCCUAGGAUUUAUUGAGUUCAAGGCCAACCUAAACUACAUAGUGAUACCUGCCUCAAAAAACGAAACAAAAAACCCCAAAAAGACCUACUACCAAAAGUAGAUUAAUGCUAUGAUUUUAAGAGCUGAGGUCUUGGGUAUCAACAAACUGGACCUAUCCAGGCUAUUUAAUGUCCACUCCUAUAGUAAAAAUGAUAAACUAUGCUUCCUUUUCUAAACAAUCACAUGAUCUAACUUAGUGUCUCUGUCCUAGGCUGCCAGGAGCUUGGGGGCUAGGUUUUGAAUGUGAUUGCAGUCAUUAUCUUUACCCUUGAUGUCCUGGUAUAAUUCCAUUCAUAUUCCCGCAGGUCAUCUUUUAUUUUUCAUAUGACUUAUUUAUUGUGCCUGUGCCUACUAUGGUAAAUCAACUUCCAAAAGUUAUUUUCGGGAUAAAUGCUUUUAGUGAGGUGUGGUGGUACACACCUGUCAUCGGUUGGUAAAUUCCCCAGUUCUUACGCCUUGUGCCUUACCUCUACACUGACUCCAUUUAUUACUCUGGUGUUCAGACCAGGGUUUAAAAAUAAAAAUACUUUCCAUACCUUUCCCUUCUUUCCCCUCUACUUAAAACACUUCAAAGUUAUCCUGUUGUUAACAGAGUGAGAACCAGGAGUCUGUACAAAGCGCUGCAAGAUCUGACUCUAGUCUGCCCUCAGCCUCAGCUGGCAUCACUCUGCUCAGUUCUCCGUGCUUAAGCUUCCUCCAGUGCCCAAGCACCUUCUUACCACCUCCAUUCCCUCUCCUCUGUGGCCCACGCCUAGUUAAUUCUUACUGUGCUUUCAAAUCUCAGUUCAGCCUCUGCUUCCUCAAAAGAGCUGUCCCUGGCUUUCCUGACUAGAACAUCCUAAAGUUUAUUCAAACGCAACAGAGGCCUCUUUUAUAAGAUUCACUGUGGCUGUAAUGUAACAUUUGUUUAUAUAGUUGUCUAAGGUAUAUCUCUCUUACCAAAAUACUAGGUCCAUGAGAAUAAGAAUUUUUGUUUUUAUUCACCAGUAUAUCCCAGCCUCAAUAAAUAUUUGAAUAAAUAAUACACAAUUUUCCCAAAUACAGUGUCACAACCUAGGUAUUCUGUUCAGUGGGACAGCCCAGAAUAUGAUAUAUUAUUGCCUUGCACAAAGUAGAUUUUCAGAUAUUAAACUGUAAAAAACAAGCCAAGAAAGAUAUUGAGGAUUAAAGAAUAAAGAAAGGAACAAAUGUCCCAGUGCAGUUUUCUUCUGUACUCCUCUCCAGCCGUAAGGAACAAAGGAGAGAGAAUAUUAAGUGGGUGAAGA
Messenger RNA from Fukomys damarensis (Damara mole-rat), 2930 nucleotides. It is a transcript of the gene Prss48, whose product is annotated as serine protease 48. Gene Ontology annotation, molecular function: serine-type endopeptidase activity. The transcript is spliced from 8 exons. Gene Ontology annotation, biological process: proteolysis. Lineage: Eukaryota; Metazoa; Chordata; Mammalia; Rodentia; Bathyergidae. The record is from RefSeq and is a predicted model, not a curated record. Bases 516 to 1409 code for a protein of 297 amino acids.